AUGAAACCCAACAGCAAAGCAAAACAUGAGACGAGAGUGAGUCCCGAGUCCCAACUGCAUCAGCAAUGUAUGUGUUGGUGCCUACUGAUGAUAGUAUUAUUGAUUACACCGAACAGAUUGUUCCCCCACCCAUCAUCCGCUUAUCCCUUUCUGCUUAUAAGCAGCGGCAAAGCUAAAAGUCAUAAGUACUCCCCAAGUAGCUGAACUAACCACUCCCAACUCUCACACUUCUCUCUCUCUCUCUCUUGCACAAAGAAAAGAAAGAAAGAAAGAAAGAAAGCAAACACGGGGUUUUAUACUUCUCUCUCACCUGCAGAAACGUAUAUACAGAUUAGUUUUAUGUGUAUACUUGUGUAUGUAUACGCCAAUGGCUGAAGGAAGAAAUCUCUGGAACUUGGUAUCAAAGUAAAGAAUUUUCUGGGAGAAACUUUGAGGUUUUAGGGUUAUUUGAGGUUUUCUUGUCAGCUCAGCUUGGUUGUGUGUUUGAUUAUUUAUUAUCCCCUUUGGAUCAAGAAUGGGAGCUUUUUCCUUGCUUUGUUGAUGCCGUGCUUUAUAUGCAUUCUGCGAGUAUUUGUUGCCGCUCAUUAGUGGAGGAGUUAUCCUUUGUUUUACUGUAUUUUUAUGUAGACUAAGUGAUCUCUGUUGUAGAAUUAGUGUCGUAGUUGUAUUGAUUGAUUUGAACAGUGAAAUUUUUAGCUCAUUCAACAAUUAGUUGGGGAGAAAAAGGGAUGAAAUUGUAGAAACUGUGUUACAGGGGAAAUGACUGGUCCUAGGAGGAAAGGAAUUCGUUUUAGUAGGUUAUAUUCAUUUUCUUGUUUUAAAUCUUCUUUUAGAGAUGAACACGGUCAAAUUGGACAGAAGGGUUAUUCGAGGGUCGUGUACUGUAAUGACCCUGAUAAUCCGGAGCAGCUUGUGCUUAGGUAUCGCAGUAAUUACGUUUCGACUACCAAGUACAACGCGUUUAAUUUUAUUCCCAAAUCGUUGUUCGAGCAGUUUAGGAGGGUUGCAAAUAUAUAUUUUCUUGUGGUAGCUUGUGUUUCGUUUAGUCCAUUGGCACCGUACACUGCUUCUAGCAUUCUUGCACCUUUGAUUGUGGUGAUUGGAGCAACAAUGGCCAAGGAAGCGGUCGAAGAUUGGAGGCGUAGGAAACAGGAUAUAGAGGCGAACAAUCGGAAGGUUCAAUUUUAUGAUAGAAAUCAUAAUUUUCAAGAUACCAGAUGGAAGAAAUUAAGAGUGGGCGAUCUUGUAAAAGUUUACAAGGAUGAAUAUUUUCCUGCAGAUCUGCUUCUUCUUUCAUCAAGCUAUGAGGAUGGGAUUUGUUAUGUCGAAACUACAAAUCUAGAUGGAGAAACUAAUCUAAAGGUGAAGCAUGCUUUAGAUGUCACGUCCUCUCUGCAGGAGGAAAAUUCCUUUCAGCAAUUUAAGGCCGUCAUCAAGUGCGAGGACCCGAAUGAGGAUCUUUACACGUUCGUAGGGACUCUUUACUACGACGGUCAGCAGUAUCCCCUUUCUCUUCAACAGCUUCUCUUAAGAGAUUCUAAAUUGCGAAACACCGAGUAUGUGUACGGUGUGGUUGUUUUCACUGGUCAUGAAACUAAAGUCAUGCAGAAUGCUACGGAUCCACCUUCUAAGAGGAGUAAGAUUGAGAGAAAGAUGGAUAAAAUAAUAUAUCUUCUCUUUAGUAUGUUAAUCUUGGUAUCUUUUAUCGGGUCUUUCUUUUUUGGAAUCACCACCAAGAACGACAUUGUUGACGGAAAGUUAAAGAGGUGGUAUCUCCGUCCAGACCAUACGACUGUGUUUUACGACCCGAAAAGAUCGGCACUGGCCGCGUUUUUUCAUUUCUUGACUGGUCUUAUGUUGUAUGGAUAUCUUAUACCUAUAUCCCUUUAUGUAUCCAUCGAGAUAGUAAAAGUUCUACAAAGUAUCUUCAUUAAUCAAGAUCAGGAUAUGUAUUAUGAGGAAAUGGAUAAGCCAGCACAUGCAAGGACUUCCAAUUUGAACGAGGAGCUUGGUCAGGUGGAUACUAUUCUUUCUGAUAAAACUGGUACUUUGACAUGCAACUCCAUGGAUUUCGUCAAAUGCUCAAUAGCUGGAGUGGCUUAUGGCCGUGGUAUGACAGAAGUUGAGAGAGCAUUAGCAAAGAGAAAAGGGGAUGCGAGUGAUUCUGGAAUUACUUCGUCUGAUAUACAAAUGUCUAGUGAUGACUCUGUGGCCUCAGGGAAAUCAAUUAAAGGUUUCAACUUCAGUGAUGAGCGUAUUAUGAAUGGUCAAUGGGUAAAUGAACCUCAUGCUGAUAUGAUUCAGAAGUUCUUUAGAGUACUAGCUCUCUGCCAUACAGCCAUUCCUGAGGUCAAUCAAGUAACAGGUGAAAUCACAUAUGAAGCUGAGUCACCUGAUGAAGCUGCGUUUGUCAUUGCUGCAAGGGAGCUUGGCUUUGAAUUCUUUGAAAGAACACAAACUAGCAUCUCUUUGCAUGAACUAGAUCAUAUGAGUGGCAGGAAAAUUGACAGAUCAUAUACACUAUUGCAUAUCUUGGAGUUCAGUAGUGCUCGGAAAAGAAUGUCCGUGAUUGUGAAGAAUGCUGAAAACCAGUUGCUGCUACUUUGCAAGGGUGCAGACAGUGUAAUGUUUGAAAGGCUUUCAGAGGACGUGCCAGAUUUUGUUUCUGCAACCAUGGAUCAUAUAAAAAGAUACGCUGAAGCUGGUUUACGAACUUUAGUAGUUGCAUACCGUGAGCUUAAUGAAGAAGAGUUUAAGUCAUGGGAAGAGGAGUUUCUGGAGGCCCAGACAUCCGUCAGUGCUGAUAGAGAUGCUUUGGUGGAUGCUGCUGCUGAUAAGAUCGAACGGGAUUUAAUUCUCCUAGGUGCUACAGCUGUCGAGGACAAACUGCAAAAAGGGGUUCCUGAAUGCAUUGACAAGCUUGCAAAUGCUGGAAUCAAAGUCUGGGUUAUUACUGGUGACAAGAUGGAGACAGCAAUAAAUAUUGGGUAUGCUUGUAGCUUACUGAGAGAGGACAUGCAGCAAAUUGUUAUUACUUUAGACUCUCCAGAAAUUAAUGAUCUUGAAAAGAAAGGAGACAAGGAGGCUGUUGCGAAGGCUUCAAGUGCGAGCAUUACAAAUCAAAUCAAAGAAGGAAAACGUCAACUGAGCUCCUCUGAGGGAAGCUCUGUUUCAUUUGGCUUGAUAAUCGAUGGCAAGUCAUUGUCCUUUGCUCUGGGCAAGAAUCUGGAGAAUUCAUUCUUGGAUCUUGCAAUUAAUUGUGCGUCUGUUAUAUGCUGUCGGUCCACACCUAAACAGAAAGCUUUGGUUACAAGAUUGGUUAAAAAAGGUACGGGCAGGACAACACUGGCAAUUGGUGAUGGGGCAAAUGAUGUAGGCAUGCUUCAAGAAGCUGAUAUUGGGGUUGGCAUCAGUGGUGUCGAGGGCAUGCAGGCUGCAAUGUCGAGUGAUUUUGCCAUUGCACAGUUCCGGUUUCUAGAACGCCUUUUGUUGGUUCAUGGCCACUGGUGCUACAGACGAAUAGCUUUGAUGAUAUGCUAUUUCUUUUACAAGAACAUUGCAUUUGGGUUCACUCUGUUCUGGUUUGAGACUCAUGCUUCCUUCUCCGGCCAACCUGCUUAUAAUGACUGGUACAUGUCAUUCUACAACGUGUUCUUUACUUCACUUCCCGUCAUUGCUCUUGGAGUUUUCGAUCAAGACGUUUCCGCACGGCUUUGUUUGAAGUAUCCCAUGUUAUAUCUAGAGGGAGUCCACGACAUUCUCUUCAGUUGGCCACGCAUUCUCGGUUGGAUGUUAAACGGGAUUCUAAGUUCCAUGAUCAUCUUCUUCUUCACAACCAGCUCAGUAAUACACCAAGCCUUCCGUCAGGACGGCCAAGUGCUCGAUUUCGAAGUUCUCGGGGUAAUGAUGUAUACUUGCGUCGUGUGGACAGUGAACUGCCAAAUGGCAAUAUCCAUAAAUUACUUUACUUGGAUCCAGCACUUCUUCAUCUGGGGUAGCAUUGCCUUCUGGUAUGCAUUUUUAGUGAUGUAUGGCGCCAUUUCUCCUAUAAUAUCCACGACGGCGUACCAGGUCCUCGUAGAAGCCUGCGGUCCGAGUCCUUUCUAUUGGCUGGCAACACUUCUUAUCGUCGUGACGACUCUGUUGCCAUAUUUCAUGUACAGGGCUUUUCAAAUAGAGUUCAAUCCCAUGAUCCACGACGUUAUUCAAAGACGAAGGCUGCAAAGCUCGGAGGAGGAAGAAGCUUCCGUGGAGUUGUUCUUCCAACAUAAGGAAAAAAUAGCUAGUGUAAAGGAGAAAUUGAGAGAGCAGGAGACAUUGCUAAGUAAAUAGUAAAGCGUAAUGUUUGUGUGUGUACGUAGACUGAGUGUUUUGAGGAAUUUGGUGGGGUUCAAAGUGGUGAAGCCCACGCACAGUAAAAAACUGAUAAUAUUGCAGAUUCUCUGUACAGAAAAAAGGGGUCAUUUGUUUAUGAUAUUCUUUCCCAGCUUUAUUCAGCAAUAAUAGACUGUCACCUUCCUUAGAAA
Messenger RNA from Sesamum indicum (sesame), 4526 nucleotides. RefSeq names its product ATPase E1-E2 type family protein / haloacid dehalogenase-like hydrolase family protein. Gene Ontology annotation, cellular component: plasma membrane. Gene Ontology annotation, molecular function: ATPase-coupled intramembrane lipid carrier activity; magnesium ion binding; ATP binding. Lineage: Eukaryota; Viridiplantae; Streptophyta; Magnoliopsida; Lamiales; Pedaliaceae. The record is from RefSeq and is a predicted model, not a curated record. Gene Ontology annotation, biological process: phospholipid translocation.